AUCUGGGAUAGUUCUGCGACUAGCAAUUUUUCGAUAGCGAUACCGGCUUUCUUCAUAUGAAUUGGUCACUAUGAUUUGGGGGUUGCGAAGAAGCAAGCGAGGUGGGAGGUGGGUGCUAGAGGCUGGUAGGAGAGGGCAUGCUGGGUCAGAGCCUGGAUGGAGAACGUGGGAAUGAGACGGGUGGAGAGAGCUACAAGAAUGGCGUGGUGACCGUUGUUCCGGAAGAUGUGGAUCGGGUAGCCCCACUAGUCCUGGAACGAGGUGCUGAGCCGAAUUACCGAUUCGCGUUAUUUCGUAAAUUGAGGGUCCUAUGUAGUGCAGGCGCAGCGCGCGAGGCUGGUGGAAGGAUGGAGUGGCAGGAAGGCUCGAGAAGUGGUCUUCAAAAACUGUCUUAUGAUGAGGAUUGCAAGGAGUUAGACUGAAAUCAGCAGCCUCAAGCUUCUCACUCCAGUGUAGCAUACAA
Suhomyces tanzawaensis NRRL Y-17324 is the source of this 463-nucleotide messenger RNA. RefSeq lists its product as uncharacterized. The coding region runs from base 138 to 422 and encodes 94 amino acids. NCBI's taxonomy places the organism in Eukaryota, Fungi, Ascomycota, Pichiomycetes, Serinales, Debaryomycetaceae. The record is from RefSeq and is a predicted model, not a curated record. The transcript has a single exon.